Molecule: messenger RNA, 2126 nt
Organism: Xiphias gladius (swordfish)
Lineage: Eukaryota; Metazoa; Chordata; Actinopteri; Istiophoriformes; Xiphiidae
Gene: eif4ba
Product: eukaryotic translation initiation factor 4Ba
Exons: 15
Coding region: 1-1938 (645 amino acids)
Molecular function (GO): RNA binding
Source: RefSeq, a predicted model, not a curated record
AUGGCGGCGUCAGGUAAGAAGAAGAAUAAGAAGGGGAAGACCCUCACUCUGACUGACUUCUUGGCAGAGGACAGUGGAGGCAGCGGUGUGGCCCCCAGCUACCCGACUAAGUCCACUAGCUGGGCCGAUGAGACCGACGACCUGGACGGAGAUGUCUCAACUUCGUGGCACACGGAGGAGGAUACGUACCGGGCACCGCCCAUUGACCGCUCGAUCCUGCCCACAGCACCUCGCUCAGCCCGUGAACCCAACAUCGACCGGUCCCGACUGCCCCGCAGCCCGCCGUACACAGCCUUCCUAGGGAACCUACCCUAUGAAGUCACUGAAGACUCGAUCAAAGACUUCUUCCGCGGCCUGGCAAUCAGUGCAGUGCGUCUGCCUCGAGAGCCCAGUAACCCAGAGAGGCUGAAGGGCUUUGGCUAUGCUGAAUUUGAUGAUGUGGACUCCCUCUUGAGGGCCCUCAGUCUCAAUGAGGAGAACUUGGGAAACCGAAGGAUCCGUGUGGAUAUUGCAGACCAGUCUAAUGAUAAAGAGAGAGACAGUGGUCCUAUGGGAGGCCGAGACAGGGGUGGACGGAUGGCAGACAUGGGUCCUGACAAGACAGACAGUGACUGGAGAGCUCGGCCAAGUGCGGACAACGAUGAUGGACCUCCCAGGAGGGAUGAUGCCUUUGGAGAGAGAUCACGGGACCGUUACGAGUCAGAUCGUUACAGAGAUGGACCACGGCGGGACGGUGAUCGUUAUGACGGAGGAAGAGAGCGCUAUCGGGAUCGCUAUGACGAAAGGGAUCGCAGAGACUAUGACAGAGGAGGUUAUGACUCUCGUGGUGGAGGAGGUCGUCGUGCCUUUGGCAGUGGCUUCCGCCGUGAUUAUGAUGACAGUCGGGGUAGCAAUGAUCGUUAUGGGGACAGGGAUCGUUACGGCGACCGUGAAGACCGGUACGAGAGACGGGAUGAGAGGCGUGAAGAGAGAGCUCCUCAACAGAGACCCAAGCUGAACCUGAAACCCCGUAGCGUGCCCAAGGAGGAGGAAGGUAGUGGUGGUGGCGGCGGUGGUGGCGGUGGCGGUGGCAGUGGCGGUGGUACUUCCCCCGCUGCAGCUCCAACUUCCAGCAGCAGGGCCUCAUCCAUCUUUGGUGGGGCCAAGCCAGUUGAUACAGCAGCCAAGGAGAGGGAGGUAGAGGAGAGGCUGAAGAAAGAGGAAGAGAGACUGCAAAGGCAGCUGGAGGAGGACAAAGGCCGGGGACCCGACAGAAAGAUGCGGGACAGGGACCCUAGCUGGCGCAAUGAGGAAUCUCAUACUGAGCGAUCUCGCACAGGAAGUGAGUCUUCACAGCCAGGAAGCACUUCUGGAAGGGGGUCCCGGUGUCGAGAUAGCGAGCGCUCCGGGGAGAAUGAGGUUUUCAGUGGGAGAGAAGGUGAACCUUCCUCCCCUGGGCCAUCCUCACGCCCCCCUUCUACCAGCUCCUCCAAGGAGCCACUGAAAGUGAUGCCUGCACCUCCUCCCAAGGAGAAUGCCUGGGCCAAGAGAAGUGCAGUCAGCACAGGCUCUAGUGAGGGUGAUGGACGACCUCCAGUGUCUCCUGUCUCCCCAGGUGGUUCAGCUCCUCCCAAGCUCAGCUCUUCAAGUUCUGCAGAUGAAAGAGGAUCUGGAAAGGAUGAGAACAAGGCUGACGGUGUGCGUCGGGACCGGGGGCCCCCACGGGCACGAGGGGGGCCUACAGGGCCUGGAGCAGGGCGGGGUCGAGGAGAGGGGCCCAACAGAGACCGAAGAAAGGAGGCAGACAGAAAGGAUAACAGAAGAGACCGAGACUCCAGACCACCUCCAGAGCCAAAGAAAUACGAAGAAACCCCAACCCCCAAGUUCAGCUCAGCCAGUAAGUACGCCGCUUUGCUAAUGGAUGGAGACCAAGGAGAAGACGCUGAGGACGUCGAAUAGAGAGAAAUUAACGAGACAGGGCCCAGAAGCGCAAGAAGAGGAGAAAACAAUGAAUGCAGAACAAAAUAAUCUCACAUAGUUUAUGAAAAAUCUUGUCACACAGAAGAGGCUCCUGGGAGGACAUAACUCCCUCCGUUCUUUCCUCCUACAAACCUGUCCUUUAUUUUCACCCCCACCCCCACCCCCUC